Aspergillus calidoustus is the source of this 744-nucleotide messenger RNA. Lineage: Eukaryota; Fungi; Ascomycota; Eurotiomycetes; Eurotiales; Aspergillaceae. The record is from the annotation of a GenBank genome assembly.
AUGGCCGAGUUUUGGCCAGUUGAUCAUCUUCGCCACCUUAUUGUCCAACCCGCAGAUGCCCGCCUGUACCCGCCAGAGGGCUACCUGUAUGUUCAGGAUGGACUAAUCAUUGCCUGCGGAGUGCUGUAUGCACUCAUGUAUGUGUUUGCUAUGCUGGCUGUUGUGAGAGACCGGGUUCUGCCAGGCUCCAUUAAGUACUUAUCUUUGAUGAUGGCGCAUGAAGUCUACUAUGCUUCUGCAACGACCUCCACUCAACUCGAAAGAAUCUGUUUUCUUGUUUGGUUCGAGUGUGACCUGGCCUUUGUGAGUAUUGCGCUCUGGCACGUCUACGAUCGUAGCCAACGGCGACGCAUCAUAUCCGAAAUGGCCCUUUACUUUUCGCUGGCUGUCGCUGCGAUGAAGUACUUGGGGGUGCUCUAUCCCGAUGACCGGGAGCAGAUGACAGCUUAUUGGACGGGUCUCCUUUUACAGCUUCCGGUUGGGUGGAUCUAUCUGUACCGGCUGCUGGCGGAUCGCUCUACCCGGGGCCAGUCUUUGGAGAUAUGGAUUAUGCGGUACCUAGGGUGCUACACGGCUUAUGGUGUCUUUGUCUGGCGCUAUCUGAAUGUUCCACAGAACUGGCCGUAUGUGGGAUCCUUCUGGAGCUGGGCGAUUUUCCUGGCGACACUGCUUCCGGAAACAAUAUACCCUUUCGUAUAUAUUUGGGCUUGGAGGGGCGGUGCUGGGAAGGUCAAGACUGGUUGA